Pseudophryne corroboree (corroboree frog) is the source of this 1045-nucleotide messenger RNA. Its product is annotated as trypsin-like. Lineage: Eukaryota; Metazoa; Chordata; Amphibia; Anura; Myobatrachidae. Gene Ontology annotation, molecular function: serine-type endopeptidase activity. Gene Ontology annotation, biological process: proteolysis. The transcript has 6 exons. The record is from RefSeq and is a predicted model, not a curated record. Bases 171 to 905 code for a protein of 244 amino acids.
UCUGGGAUAAUUCUCUUCCUGCUCCAAGUCCUCAGUUAUUGUUGGGCUGUGCCACCUCUGCUCACCACAUUGUACCAGGCCCUGGCUUCCUGCUAAUUCUACAGGUGGAGAAAACAUAUAAAAAGCAUAGUCUAUGUCCAGCAAGCCAGUCCCUGGGAUCUAUCACUGCCAUGAAGUUCCUUCUGAUCUGUGUGCUCCUUGGAGCAGCUGCUGCAUUUGAGGAUGACGAUAAGAUCGUCGGAGGUUUCACCUGCACCAAGAACUCCGUUCCCUAUGUUGUGUCCCUGAAUUCUGGAUACCACUUCUGUGGUGGUACCCUGAUUACCAGCCUGUGGGUGGUCUCUGCUGCUCAUUGCUACAAGGCGAGCGUCCAGGUCAGACUGGGAGAGCAUAACAUCGCUACAAGUGAGGGUACCGAGCAGUUCAUCAACUCCGCCAAGGUCAUCAGACAUGGCAGCUACAACUCCAGAACCAUGGACAACGACAUCUGGUUGAUCAAGCUGGCCUCCCCCGCUUCCCUCAACUCCUACGUCAAGACUGCGUCUCUCCCCUCUGGAUGUGCAGGCGCCGGCACCAGCUGUCUGAUCGCCGGCUGGGGAAACACACUCAGCAGCGGCACCAACAUGCCAAACCUCCUCCAGUGCCUGAACGCCCCCAUCCUGACCUCCGCUCAGUGCAGCAGCUCCUACCCAGGAGAGAUCACCAAUAACAUGAUCUGUGUUGGUUACCUGGAAGGUGGCAAGGAUUCCUGCCAGGGUGACUCUGGCGGACCCGUGGUCUGUAACGGACAGCUCCAGGGUGUUGUCUCCUGGGGAUAUGGCUGUGCCCAGAGGAACUAUCCCGGUGUCUACACCAAGGUCUGCAACUACAACUCCUGGAUCUCCAGCACUAUGGCCAGCAACUAAACUCCUGGAUCUCCAGAACCAUGGCCAGCAACUAACUCCUGGAUCUCCAGCACCAUGGCCAGCAACUAACUCCUGGAUCUCCAGCACCAUGGCAUCCAACUAAACAUCUAUAUACUGUAUUAUAUUUAUACAGAUCAUUU